This is a messenger RNA of Emiliania huxleyi CCMP1516, 885 nucleotides long. RefSeq lists its product as hypothetical. Lineage: Eukaryota; Haptophyta; Isochrysidales; Noelaerhabdaceae. The record is from RefSeq and is a predicted model, not a curated record. Bases 1 to 885 code for a protein of 294 amino acids. The transcript has 2 exons.
AUGGUCUUGGGGACAAGCAAGGCUUACGUCGGGCAGCGGCAGAUCAUCACAGAAUGGAAGGGCCGGAACCUGUCCCUCGAGAAACAACGGUUCAACAAGACGGUGCAGCACUACCGUGGGCGUGUGGAGCACCUCAUUGGCCAGGUAGUGGACAACCGUAUGGCUCUGUGCACUACGUGGCGCGGCUCGUUCACCCUGCUUGCCGCGGUCAUGAAGAUCGCGGCGCACAUGGUUGGGCUCCAGGAGCGUAUGAAGGGACCUAGGUAUGAUGUGUUUGGCCCGUGGCCGGAGCUGCUGGCGGAGGUCGAGGCGGAGAAGAAGCGCGCCAAGGGCAAGAAGGGCAAGAAGAAGAAGAAGGGUGGCGGGGCGGGCGGGGCGGGGCCGUCGCAGGAGCCCGAGGCGCCGUCGGAGGCAGACGCAGCCGAGGCGGCGAAGAAGGCCGAGGAGGCGAGGCUUCUCCGGCUUCUCGAGACGCUCACCGAGGAGAGGAUGCGGCUCGGCAUCACGCCGGAGAGCCAGGCGGCGGCGUCGGCCGAGGUGGCCGAGGCGGCGCGCUUGGACGCUGCGGCGGACGAGGCGGAGGAGGAGGCGGAGGCGGAGGAGAAGGCCGAGGCGGUGGCUGAGGCGGCGGAGGCGGAUGCCGAGGCUGCACAGGCGGAGUCCAAGGCGGCGGAGGAGGCGGCCGAGGCGGCGCAGGCGGCGGCCAGAGUGGCGUUUGAGGAGGCCAAGGCGACGCUGGGGAAGGCCACGGCGGCUCGCGAGGGGCGCGAGGCGGCGCGAGAGGAGGCGGCGGCCGCGACAGAGGCGAGGCGUGCUGCUGCAGUCGCUGCGAGGGCCAGGGCGACCGCCGCCAGGAUGGCAGCGGAGGCGGCCCAGCGCUCAUAG